AUGACGUCAUUUGGAGCCGAAGUUGUUGAACAACCAGGAUACAACCCGAAUUAUAAGGUAAAGGCGAUAAAUUCACCAUCGAGCAGGCGCUUGUUACCACAACCAAACGAAGAUCAUAAGUUCCUUCAGAUAUAUUUCGUUGGUAAUUCGGAAAAUGAACUAGAACAGCGGUGUGCAAUUUUUCCUGGAGAAGAAAUGAAUACAAAUGUCAGCUCAAUGAAUUUUUAUGCAUAUCGAUUGAUGAUUCGACAAGAUGUUGACAAUCAUCUAUUGAGAUAUCGCCGGUUGUUUCAACAGUACUGCGUCGACAUGUACGUCAAGGUCGAAACGGAGCGUCUCAAUUUCAUUCGCUUCAAUCAGUCAAAGUUACGAUCAGACGAGUACAUCCACUUGCGUGAUGCUAUCGCUACCGAAGGAGACGCGGCCAACAUUGGUCGUUUGACUAUUCUCCCAGCUACUCAUAUUGGAAGCCCGUGCCACAUGCGUGAAUAUGCUCAAAUGCGAUGUCGACAAACACCAAGUGAUCGACAUGACAUCACUGCACGAGUAUUCAAACAAAAGAUCGUAGUACUAAUGAAUUACAUCGUUAAGCAGAAGGUCUUUGGCGCAAUCCGUUGUUGGAUGUACUCGGUUGAAUGGCAGAAGCGUGGUUUACCACAUGCGCACAUUCUGUUUUCGUUGUUUGAUAAGGUCCGACCAAAUCAUAUUGAUUCGAUCAUUUCUGCCGAAACACCAGAUCCAGAGACAGAUCCUGAGCUGCAUUCUGUUGUGACAACGAACAUGACACAUGGCCCUUGCGGAGCUAAAAAUCCUGGGUCACCGUGCAUGCAAAACGGAAACUGCACAAAGCGUUUUCCGCGUCAGUUUGUGGCUGAUACAAUCAGUGUAAUCGACGGAUAUCCAUUGUAUCGGCGUCGUUCUCCAGAUGACAACGGCAGAUCAAUCAUAAUGAAAGUCAAAGGAAAAGAUGUCGUCGUCGAUAAUCGCUGGAUCGUUCCAUAUUGUCCACUUUUGUCGAAAACGUUCUCAACUCACUGCAAUGUUGAGUAUUGCAACUCCAUAAAAUCUAUCAAAUAUGUUUGCAAAUAUGUGAACAAAGGGAGUGAUAUGGCUGUGUUUGGCAUUGCUGAUCCAAAUGCAAACGAUGAGGUGAUGAAAUUUCAACUUGGACGUUACGUGAGUUGUAAUGAGGCAAUUUGGCGGCUGUUUUCAUUUACAAUUCAUGAACGUCACCCGACUGUUGUAAAUUUGGCAGUUCACCUAGAGAACGGCCAGUGUGUAUACUUUACGGAAGCGAACGCAGCGCAAAGAGCAGAACGACCACCAGCGACACCAUUGACAAAUUUUUUCUCGACAUGCGAAAGCGAUCCUUUCACGAGGACUUUACUAUAUUCGGAAAUGCCACGCUAUUAUACAUGGAAUGCUGCAUCAAAGAAGUUUCAACGCAGAAAGAAAGGUGAUGCUGUUGCUGGCUUCGCUGAUGUCUAUUCGUCUGAUGCCCUCGGACGAAUAUACACAGUUCAUCCACGCCAAGACGAAUGCUUCUAUCUUCGCUUACUUUUGGUGAACGUUAAGGUCCCGACAUCCUUCAAUUCCCUGCGUACUGUGGAUGGUGUACUGUGCGCCACUUUUCGGGAAGCUUGCCAAUGCUUCAAUUUGCUCGAAAACGAUUCACAUUGGGACUUAACACUCGCCGAUGCAACCGUUUCUGCGCAAGCAAAUCAAAUUCGUACGUUGUUUGCGAUCAUCAUAGCCACAUGUCAUCCAUCAAACCCGAAUGCAUUGUGGGAGAAAUACAAGGACGAGAUGGUUGAUGACAUUUUGCACAGAGUUCAAACGACAAAUUUUAAUUUUGAUCUUGAAAGUAACGACGAGAUGCGCAACGAAGCAUUAGUUCUGAUCGAAGACAUGUGCGCGCUCAUGUGCGGCAGUCUGUUGUCAACAUUGGGAAUGCCAGCGCCAAAUCGUUCGACGCACGCUGCAUUCAAUUUUGAAUUACAGCGGGAGAAAAACUAUGACCGAGAUGAGCAGGCUGAAAGAGUCAGAAAAAAUGUGCCGCUGUUGAAUGCCGAGCAGAAGAAUGUAUACGAUUCGCUGAUGAAGGUUGUUGAUGAUGGAACGGGAGGCAUUUACUUUCUCGAUACUCCUGGAGCGACAGGAAAAACGUUUGUCAUUGCGUUGAUUCUGGCAACAAUUCGGUCAAGAUCUCAAAUUGCGUUGGCUGUCGCAUCCUCUGGCAUUGCUGUCACAUUGUUGGAAGGCGGUCGAACUGCAAAUUCCGCUUUGAAGCUGCCAAUGAAUCUUCUCACGGUUGACAAGCCUACUUGCUCAACGGCCAAGAAUUCAGCGACAGCGAAAUUGAUGCGAGAAUGA
Molecule: messenger RNA, 2373 nt
Organism: Acyrthosiphon pisum (pea aphid)
Lineage: Eukaryota; Metazoa; Arthropoda; Insecta; Hemiptera; Aphididae
Exons: 4
Coding region: 1-2373 (790 amino acids)
Biological process (GO): DNA repair; telomere maintenance
Molecular function (GO): DNA helicase activity
Source: RefSeq, a predicted model, not a curated record